Molecule: messenger RNA, 558 nt
Organism: Solanum tuberosum (potato)
Lineage: Eukaryota; Viridiplantae; Streptophyta; Magnoliopsida; Solanales; Solanaceae
Product: AT-hook motif nuclear-localized protein 1-like
Exons: 4
Coding region: 1-558 (185 amino acids)
Molecular function (GO): minor groove of adenine-thymine-rich DNA binding
Source: RefSeq, a predicted model, not a curated record
AUGGCGGCUUCAGAUGCUUCAUCAGACUAUCGCAUGACUGGAUCUGCUCAACCAGCAGUAGCAACCCAGUCGGGUGCAGCAUCGGCAGUGACCACUCAGAAGAAAAAGCGAGGUAGACCCAGAAAUAAUGGACCAAAUGGGUCAGUAGACACGCCUAUUUCUGCAGAGCCAAUUUCAUCCGCCGCACCUUCUCAGGUGAUUGAUUUUUCGUCUAAGAAGAAACAGGCGAAAGUCCGGCCGGUUGGGGAUGUCAGCAUGAAGGUUUUAUCAUUCUUUCAACAAGGGUCUCGGUCAAUGUGUAUUCUCUCAGCAACUGGUGUAAUUUCCAGUGUCACAUUUCAUCAAACAGAUACUUCUGGUGGUAAAGUGGCAUUUGAGGGCCGGUAUGAUUUACUUACUUUCGCUGGAUCAUUUGUGCAUUCUGAGACUGGAGGAAUGAGAAACCUAUCUGGUGGAAUGAGUGUGUCUCUAAUAAGCCCCGAGGGACGUGUCAUUGGUGGUCGGAUUGACGGUCAAUUGGUAGCUGCCAGUCCUGUGCAGGAAGCACUUUGUUCUUGA